CCUUCAACAUGUGGCCUUUUCUCUCUUAUCGCCCUCCAUUUUUUAUAAUGUAAUUUUGUCUUUCAAGUAUCAGAUUUUGUGCUCUGGUUUUGCUUCAGCACUCUGACUUUGCUUCUGGAAUCGAUUCUGAAGAGACAGAAAGAGAGGGUUGAAGGUGGCAGAAAAUGGGCGAGAUCGUGUUGAGUGCUGAGAAGGUUCUGGAAGCCAUGGAGGCUGAGACCGAGACUCAUAAGCAGAAGGGGACGGCGGAGGAGGAAGAGAGUGGAACAGAGAGUAAAGAUGACGAACUGAACAAUGGAUUGAUGAGGUGGAAGAAGUUCCUGCCCAGGAUGACAUUGAGGGUGUUGUUGGUUGAAGCUGAUGAUUCUACCCGGCAGAUUAUAGCCGCGCUUCUCAGGAAAUGCAGCUACAGAGUGGCUGCUGUUCCUGAUGGCUUGAAGGCUUGGGAAAUUCUGAAGGGAAAAUCACAUAAUGUUGAUCUUAUACUAACAGAAGUAGAUUUGCCAUCGAUAUCUGGCUAUGCUCUUCUCACAUUAAUUAUGGAGCAUGAAAUGUGCAAAAACAUUCCUGUCAUAAUGAUGUCUUCGCAAGAUUCAAUCAACACAGUCUACAAAUGCAUGUUGAGAGGUGCUGCUGACUACCUUGUUAAGCCCCUUAGAAAAAACGAGCUGAGGAACUUGUGGCAGCAUGUUUGGAGAAGACAAUCUUCAACCACUGGUGUAAACGGUCUUGAAGAUGAGAGUGUUGCACAACCGAAGGCUGAAGCCACUGCUGAAAACAAUGCUCCAGAUAAUCAUUCAAGUGGUGAUGCUGCAUGCAUUCAAAGGAACAAGGAAUUAAUUGAGAAAGGAAGUGAUGCUCAGAGCUCUUGUGCAAAGCCUGAUUUGGAAGCUGACAGUGCUCCUGUGGAUCAUGUGUACGAGUCUUCCCAAGCAAAGCAUGCUGAACCAUACCCAAGUGAAACAAAAAUCCAGGAGGUUGAAAUGUGCAUUCAAGCGGACCAGACCUUGACUGUGCAUGACAAUCACGCUGGAGGAUUGACAGUUGAGAUCCGCAAAAAUGGUGAGACUAGUUCAGCUUAUGGCAAGGAUGGUGACCAAGAACAUUUUAGCAGUCCUGUCGCCAGUCAGGAGGCUUAUGACAAUCACAAUGUUCAAAUAACCUCUUCAAAGGAAGCUAUUGACUUGAUUGGAGCAUUUCGAAAUCAUCCAAACUGCAGUCACAAAAGUUCCUCGGUCAAUUGCACGGGCAAGUUUGACUUCUCUCCUCAGCUGGAUCUUUCCUUGAGAAGAUCGCAUCCCAGCAACUUUGAGAAUGAAGCUACUAAAGAAAGGCAUGCCUUGAUGCAUUCUAAUGGCUCAGCUUUCAGGCGGUAUACUAGUAGGCAAACACAAGCCCCGCCAGCAGUGUCUAUAAACUGCUGCAAUCAAGAAAGAGAAAGGAGAACAAAUUGUGAGAACAAUAUCUCAAACAUUGUAGGCUAUAACUCAGACGUUUCAAUGCCUAAUUUGCAAGGAAGUAUUGUGUCUCCAGCUACACCACAAUCAAAAGAAUCUGAGCUCACAACUUCUCCCUCCCAGGGUAGACUUUCGCUUCCUAUUCCAGUAAAAGCUGUAAGGUACGAUGAUCCAUGCACAGCCUAUGGUUCUGCACCUCUUCCUAUGUUAUGUACGCAGUCAGGUCCCGCAGCAACGCUAAAUCAAGACUUGGUUCCACAACGUGAACCAACCUUUCAAGUGAAUGGUUUUUAUCAGUCAGAUACCAAAGAAAACAGUUCAGAGCUGCUUUAUAAACCUCAAGGUCAAAAUGCAAACAACACAACAAGCCACGUUGUGUACAUGCAGGAAAGUAAUUGGGAACGGGCUGAGGAUCGAAGACAUGUCUCUCCCAGAACUGGUCAAAGUGCCUGCAGUUACAGCAAUGCCGACCAGGUUGCUAUUGUCAGGGCAGCUUCGGAGAGCGUGACUGAAGACGUCAUAAAGAGUGGGAGUUCUCAUCGAUCUAUCCAAAGAGAAGCAGCUCUCAACAAAUUCCGCCUGAAACGGAAAGAGAGAUGCUUUGAAAAAAAGGUUCGGUAUGAAAGCAGAAAGAAACUUGCAGAGCAGCGUCCAAGAGUGAAGGGACAGUUUGUUCGUCAAGUGCAGCAGGAUGCCUAGGCUGCAGACAAAGAUUGUUGAGACUCUGAUCAUUAGAGAAUUGCUGUCACACCAAGUUUUUAGAAUGAGGUUGCUUGAAAAUUUUGUUUCCCGGAGUCCUUGUAGACGACAGCCACUUUAUGUGUAUAUACUUCCGGAAAAAAAGUUUAUUUUCCUUUCUUCUAGAUCUUGAUGACAUGUUAUGUGUGUUGUAAGUUUGUAACUAGAAUAUAGAGCUUUGUAAAUUCUGGCUACAUGAACUUGCUUGGCUCACUAAAUAUGUAUUUAUUUGUGAGGAAUGGAUAGGCCUGUGUUCUUUUU
Messenger RNA from Prosopis cineraria, 2456 nucleotides. Its product is annotated as two-component response regulator-like APRR5. The record is from RefSeq and is a predicted model, not a curated record. Bases 165 to 2156 code for a protein of 663 amino acids. Lineage: Eukaryota; Viridiplantae; Streptophyta; Magnoliopsida; Fabales; Fabaceae. The transcript has 8 exons. Gene Ontology annotation, biological process: phosphorelay signal transduction system; cytokinin-activated signaling pathway. Gene Ontology annotation, molecular function: protein binding.